UGCAGUAUGCUUGUAUUGCUAGAUCGGCGUUAUCUCCAGUUUAGACGUUUAUCAGCCUCUUUGCAUAUCACGUGCCUCCGCUCGUCCAAUAAUAGUUGGAUCUUGACGCACACGGGACUCAUGGGUAUCUGUUACUCCACUGAUCCACUGCUUCCCUUUCAGUCUUGGGGAAUUCUAAAAGAGCUGGUAGGCUCCAUGUAGGGCGUGCUAUGACAGCGUCUUUACUCCUCCAUUCCCGCUGGAUUGACCCGGUGAUGUUUCUCUAUGACAACGGCUUGGAUGAUAUGAGCAAAAACAUGGAAGGAUUUGUGGGAGGCAAUUUUGCUGCUAACCAGUGCAGGAAUCUUAUUGCCCACCCGUCUUCUUUGGCCCCGAGCACAACCUACACGUCGAGUGAGGUGCCAGGAUCGGGCAUGGGGGAACCUGUCAAACAAUGCAGUCCGUGUUCAGCCGUUCAGAACUCUCCCAGUGCUUCUUUGCCCUAUGGAUAUUUUGGCGGCAGCUAUUACCCGUGUAGGAUGCCCAAGUCCUGCACGCAGCCCACCUCCUAUGGGGAUAAAUACAUGGACACGUCUGUUUCUGGAGAGGAGUUCCCUUCUCGUGCUAAGGAAUUUGCCUUCUACCAGGGUUACUCGUCUGGCCCUUACCAGCCUGUGCCGAGUUAUCUUGACGUGCCAGUCGUACCUGCGCUGAGCACCCCUGCGGAACCCAGACACGAGUCUCUUCUGCCUGUUGAAACGUACCAGCCCUGGGCAAUCACGAACGGAUGGAGCAGCCCGGUGUACUGCCCUAAAGACCAAACGCAGUCAAACAGCUUAUGGAAAUCGUCUAUUCAAGAUACUGUAUCGGGUACCGAUGGAGCCUCAGUGCGUCGAGGGAGAAAGAAGCGGGUUCCCUACACCAAGGUUCAAUUGAAGGAACUAGAACGAGAAUAUGCCACAAAUAAGUUCAUUACUAAGGACAAACGAAGAAGGAUAUCUGCUCACACAAACCUGACCGAGCGACAAGUGACCAUCUGGUUUCAAAACAGGCGGGUGAAAGAGAAGAAAGUGGUCAACAAGUACAAGGGCAUCAGUUAAGGUCUGAAAGAAUUCAAAACUGAAAUACCAAAGGGGUAUAAAUGGAAGGACCUUCAACAUUAUUUAUUCUGAAAUCCAUUCCAUCAUCUGUUCCACGUCAAGAGACUAUGCGGAGAUGCGCAGGAGGGAAAAUGUCUAUUUUACUUCCCUGUGUAGCCUACAUAUUACCAAGACACUGACACUGAUAAAAGGCGAAGAUACUGAAGCCAUAUUCACCACUUGAUUUUUUUAUUCGUUGCAAUCUAUAAUGUAUUUGGCAAAGACGUGCGAGGAAUGUAAAAUACACUUUCAACAAAGAAAAUCAGUGAAGCUAAACAGACAAAACCAUGGAAAUUCGUGUAUUUUUUUAUUUUUACACAUCAAAAACAACUGUAGCCUACCUUUUAGACUGUGGAUUUGCAUGCUAUACGCUAACUGUACAGUAAAUUUACCCCAAGUCGUGACAGAUUUUUGUUUUGAGCUUUUAUUUUAUAUUUAGCCUACCCCAUACGCACUUUUGUAAAUAGCCUACAAAGUCGCUUCCAGUCACCUGCAAAAUAUACAAAUUCAUUCAUGUGUUCUUGCAGACAGUAUGCAAAUAAAACUCCCCAUAUUGA
Onychostoma macrolepis is the source of this 1675-nucleotide messenger RNA. RefSeq names its product homeobox A13b (gene hoxa13b). Gene Ontology annotation, biological process: regulation of transcription by RNA polymerase II. NCBI's taxonomy places the organism in Eukaryota, Metazoa, Chordata, Actinopteri, Cypriniformes, Cyprinidae. The record is from RefSeq and is a predicted model, not a curated record. Bases 210 to 1079 code for a protein of 289 amino acids. Gene Ontology annotation, molecular function: DNA-binding transcription factor activity, RNA polymerase II-specific; RNA polymerase II cis-regulatory region sequence-specific DNA binding. The transcript is spliced from 2 exons.